AUGAAACUUAUAGUAUGUAACGAACUUCAAAGUAUAGAUACAACAAAGGUUUUGAACUCAGAUGCUUUGAAGAGUCUUAUAACAGACAAAGUUGGAGUUGUUGAAAGAAAAUAUAAAGACCAAAGAGUUUGUGAAAAUGUUGCAAAUUUCAUUAUGGUUUCAAACAACGCUGUUCCGAUGAAGUUAGAAAGUUCUGACAGAAGAUAUGUAGUUGUCAGAACGUCAGAUUCUCAUAUGCAAGAUACAGAAUAUUUUGACGACUUAGCAGAAACUUUGACAUCUGACUUUUACAACCACUUGUUCUCAUAUUUCAUGACAUUAGAUAUUUCUAAGUUCAAUCCAAGACAAAUUCCACAUACCGAAGAGAGACAAACAUUGUUAGAAGCAAACAAGAGUGUAUAUGAACUGUUCAUAGAUGAAACUGACUUUGAGUGUUUAGAUGAAAGGUCAUUGUACGAUUCGUAUAAACAAUAUUGUCAAGAGUAUGGUUAUAUGACAGCGUCUAAACGAACAUUCUUGGCAAAUGUCAAAAGUCUUUUAGACGUACAGAAUGGUGUAUAUACAAAGAAAAAUUUUUAUGAGUAA
This is a messenger RNA of Trichomonas vaginalis G3, 585 nucleotides long. RefSeq names its product Poxvirus D5 protein-like family. NCBI's taxonomy places the organism in Eukaryota, Parabasalia, Trichomonadida, Trichomonadidae. The transcript has a single exon. The coding region runs from base 1 to 585 and encodes 194 amino acids. The record is from RefSeq and is a predicted model, not a curated record.